Nilaparvata lugens (brown planthopper) is the source of this 2598-nucleotide messenger RNA. Its product is annotated as coatomer subunit zeta-1-like. The coding region runs from base 185 to 721 and encodes 178 amino acids. The record is from RefSeq and is a predicted model, not a curated record. Lineage: Eukaryota; Metazoa; Arthropoda; Insecta; Hemiptera; Delphacidae. Gene Ontology annotation, biological process: retrograde vesicle-mediated transport, Golgi to endoplasmic reticulum; intracellular protein transport; intra-Golgi vesicle-mediated transport. The transcript is spliced from 2 exons. Gene Ontology annotation, cellular component: COPI vesicle coat.
AUCAACACACAGCUGUCAUAAUUCCACGUAUGAAUUUAAAAUUAAUGUAUUUCACCAAUUUAUCUACAAAUUCAUAGAUAUUCGUAUCGUUUAGAGCCCUAAUCUGUAGAGGAACAACUCUUCUCUAUUUAGAGACAUUGCGUUUGCAGUUCACAUCUGAAAUCAGAGAAUAACCCACUCAAAAAUGGAAGGAUCACUCUUGGAACCUACUCUUUACACCGUGAAAGGCAUGCUAAUCUUGGACAAUGAUGGACACCGCAUUUUGGCUAAGUACUACGAUCCGGCAAUCUUUCCCACCGCAAAAGAGCAGAAAACAUUUGAGAAGAACCUGUUCAACAAAACUCAUCGAGCAAACGCUGAAAUCAUCAUGCUAGAUGGUUUGACCUGUGUGUACAGGUCCAACGUAGAUUUGUUUUUCUAUGUUAUGGGUAGUUGUCACGAAAACGAGCUGAUCCUAAUGAGUGUUCUCCAGUGUCUCUACGAAUCUAUCAGUCAGAUUCUGCGCAAAAACGUGGAGAAACGGGUUGUAAUGGAAAAUCUUGACAUAGUUAUGCUGGCUAUGGACGAGAUUUGUGACGGAGGGAUAAUUCUGGAGGCUGAUUCACAGUCGGUCGUUCAACGGGUCGCACUGAGAACGGACGAUAUCCCUCUAGGAGAGCAGACCGUCGCACAGGUCUUCCAGUCCGCGAAGGAACAACUGAAGUGGUCGCUGCUUAAAUGAGAAACAAUGGAGACCUUGAGUCUCUUUAAUAUUUUCGAUGACACACCGUCAUAAACUGUGAAACAAGUGAGUGUAGUAUUCAAAAAGUACCUAAAGACAGAUUCAAUAGAGAUGUUAACAUUGAUUGAGGUCCUUAUGUAUCUGAUUCAAUACAUGGUGAGGUUUAUAAUGAAUAUAUUCAAAUGUGUAUCUGACUGAUUCAAUAGUGGGGUUUACAAUUGUGAUAUUGAGGUCCUAACAUUGAUUGAGGUCCUUAUGUAUCUGAUUCAAUAAAUGGUGAGGUUUACAAUGAAUAUAUUCAAAUGUAUAUAUAAUUGAUUCAAUAGUGAAGUUUACAAUGGAUAGGGUAUAUUCCAAUGUAGUUCACAAAUUGUAAAAGCGAGUGUAUUAUUCAAAAGGUUUGACCGAUUCAACAGUAGCCCAAGGUUCACAAUUAUUGAUAUAUUCAAAUGUGGUUCACAAAUUUUAAAAGCCAGUGUAGUAUCCAAAAGUAUCUGACUGAUUCAAUAGUGGGGGUUCAAAAUUGUGAUAUAUUCCAAUUUAGUUCACAAAUUGUAAAAGCGAGUGAAGUAUUCAAAAGUUUAGACCAAUUCAAUAGUGAGGUUCACAAUUGAUAUAUUCAAAUAUAUUUCACAAAUUGUUAAAACCAGUGUAGUAUUCAAAAGUUUACACCGAUUUAAUAGUGGGGUUUACAAUGGAUAGAUUUGAAGGUACAUUAUAGAUUGUCAUAAACUGAUAAAGUGAUUGUAGUAUUCAAAAAGUAUGAGACAGAUUUAAUAGUGGGGAUUGCAGUGGAUUGAUCUAGAGGUGGCCUUCAUUAUAAACUUUUAAUAAUGUUAGAAAGAUAUUCAAAAUAAGGUAUACAUUUAAUAGAUAAUAUUUUGAAAGAUAUUCAAAAUAAGGUAUACAUUUAAUAGAUAAUAUUUUCAUAUUAAUUUGUUAAAUUCAACACUGUACUUAGAGUUGCUUAUAAUAAUGUUUAAAUAAAAACACUUCAAUCACAUGGCCUACUUUUGAACAAAUUAAUAAAAACAAUAUAAAAACUUGUAGUGCCCUUUAUUUUUUUUAAAACUUUAAAAUAGUUCAACAACUAGUCUCGACCCUAACUUCAACAUUUCAACUUGAAAAUGACCUAAUUUAGGGUCAAAACUAUUUUUGUUGAACUAUUUUAUUUUUUUCAAAAAUAAAGGGUACUACACGAUUUUUAUAUUGUUUUUAUUAAUUUGUUCAAAUAAUUAUGAUAUUUUUAAUCAGGUCUGGAGUAAGAUAUUUCAGGUCGAACCUGAUCAAUUUCAGUGCCUCUGACUUGACCUAACGACUGUUUUUAGGCAGCCGGGACUGACGUCUUAACGUGUCCAUCCGAAAACUAAUAUUAAUAUUGCUUAAAUGAUAUAACACAAUCCAUUCUCUUGUUCCUAUUUAAAUGGUUUAAAGCUGCGUUUACACCAAAUUUAUUAACAAAAUGUUAAUAACUGUUAGGUUAUUAACAUUUUGUUAAUAACUUAAUCUUUAUAGAUUCUAUUAGAUUGAACGGAACUUGACAAACACAUAUGAUCAUCAUAUGUAUGAUAAGUUAUGUUCAAUCUAAUAGAAUCUAUGAGGAUUAAGUUAUUAACAUUUUGUUAAUAACUUUGGUGUAAACGCAGCUUUAUACAGAAUUUGAGUUUUAAAUCUCUUCAUAUCAUUGUAAGAUGGAUUGAAACUAGAGUAUUGCAGGAAUAAAACAAGGAGAACAAGGUAAAAUGUUAUUGAACAAUUUAUAAAAUAUUGAAAUAAUUCUAAAGUUUGAAACCAGUGUUGAAUUUAACAUAGGUACAUCAAUAUGUGUAACUUACAGUAUAUUAUUAUGGUGCAUUUCUAUGCAUGGUUCAAUAAUU